Fulvia fulva is the source of this 765-nucleotide messenger RNA. RefSeq lists its product as uncharacterized. Lineage: Eukaryota; Fungi; Ascomycota; Dothideomycetes; Mycosphaerellales; Mycosphaerellaceae. The transcript has a single exon. The coding region runs from base 1 to 765 and encodes 254 amino acids. The record is from RefSeq and is a predicted model, not a curated record.
AUGUCGGACUCAAGACGCAACACCUCGCCGCAAGUCGUCGUGUCCACAUCAGUGGCGGCGACCGAGCCGUCCAAAGCAACCCCCAAUAUGCAGGAUACCAAGUCGACAGCAAGUGAUAGUACUAGCAUCCAAGACCUCCCAGAAGAACUCCUGGAGCACAUAAUCUCCUACGUCCUCAUCAACCCCAGCCCCAUCACCCUCCGCGAACCCCAAGAACGCCGCUGGGCCAAAGAGCUCGGAGAUCUCCGCAGCGACUCUCCUGGCCCGAAUCGCAGGAAAGGCAAGCGACGCCCAGCAAUGCGCAAGUCACCACUCCUCAGAGUGCUCCUGGUCUGCAAAGCUUUCUACUUCGCUGGCUUCAACUGUUAUUACAGCAAGAAUACCUUCCGCUUCGACGGCGUCGCCCAUUUACAGGCUUGCAAAGCACGGUUCACUGUGCUGCAUAAAGCGGGUAUUCGAAGAGUUCUACUGGAGCUGGAAUGGAUUGAUACAAGUCCGCCGUCGAGACUGAUGAGUAUCAAGGAAUUGAGCCUAAAGGAGAGUCAACCACUGGGCGGAGAUCCUUUUGAGGAGUUUCGGAGGCUCGACGUAGUGUGUAUUAGAUGCUCACAUACAGGUCCAGGGUGGUAUAAACUGGCCUCGGUAUCUGGGGCAAGGGCGGCGAAGACCCAGAUCGAGGAGAGGAUUGGGGAAGUAUGGGGUAGCUGCAGACAUGUGAUGGUGUUUAGGUAUCCUAAGGAUUGGGGCAUAUUGCCGAACAGGUGA